AUGGAAAAUAAAAAUAUAAUCAAAAAAAAAAAAUUCAAAAUACAUCUACAAUGGCAAGUAAUAAACACUUAUCAAAACAUGGCUGAAGAACAACGAAAACGUAUAGAACAAUUAAUGGGUAGAGACCAUGGAUCUCUUAUAAGACGUAUGGAAGUUGAGAUGACAUCUCCUCGAGUGUGCCGUGCAUUUUUAGUAGGAGUUUGUCCUCAUGACUUAUUUGUGGGAACCAAACAAGAUCUCGGUGAAUGUCCCAAUCUACAUUUACAGAAACAUAAAAUGGAGUAUGAAUAUCGAACCAAGAAGUUAGGAGAAAAGUUUCCUGAUAUAGAAUAUGAUUACUACAAGCAACUAUCACAAUAUGUUUCUGAGUUAGACCGCAAUAUCCAUAAUGCCCAACUUCGCUUACAACAUACAAAAGAGGAAAAGGAAAAAAUUGCUAAGGUGACCAAAGAGUUGGAUGACCUAGAUGUGGAAAUUGGGUUAAUGGUACAGGAGUUGAACUUUUUAAUUGAGAAAAAUCAAUCAAGCAAAGCCAUAGAAUAUUCAAUUGAGUUGGAUAAGAAAUGUCAGGACCGUGAAAAGCUCAGUCAACAAGCUCGUAAAAUUACAGAAAAUGUUGGUCAAACCUCACAACAGAAGCUACAAGUGUGUGAUGAGUGUGGGGCGUACUUGUCGAGAUUGGACAAUGACAGAAGAUUGGCAGAUCAUUUUGUUGGAAAGAUCCAUAUGGGAUAUCUUGAGCUUCGAAAUAACUUUAAAGAAAUACAACACAAGUACAAAAAAACUCGGUAUUGA
Molecule: messenger RNA, 795 nt
Organism: Candida tropicalis MYA-3404
Lineage: Eukaryota; Fungi; Ascomycota; Pichiomycetes; Serinales; Debaryomycetaceae
Gene: EXM2
Product: Exm2p
Exons: 1
Coding region: 1-795 (264 amino acids)
Biological process (GO): mRNA splice site recognition
Cellular component (GO): U2-type prespliceosome; U1 snRNP
Molecular function (GO): mRNA binding
Source: RefSeq, a predicted model, not a curated record